AUGGCCGAACAAUCGACGCUCCGCCAGUCGGCAGCGGAAGAGGCCAUCGCCGCCUUCUUCGAAAAAUACUCCACCCUCAUCCGCACCCGCCUCCGAAACACCUCCCGCACCACCCGCCAGCUCGCCGUUCUCGCCCUCGCCACCUCCAUCGUCCUCAGCGCCGCUGGCGGGAGAAGGUGGUGGAAGCGUCGCCGCGAGGAGCGCGACGAGGGACGUAAGCUCGUCCGCACCAACUCGUGGCUUCACAACAAGGACGGCUCCCGCACGAUAUACGUUCCCUACAAGGAUGGCACCUCCAAGGUCGUCAUUCAGACCACCAAGCCCUUGACCUUUGAGGCGCAUCGAAGGCUGUUCUUGAACCCGCCGCGCGUGUCCGGGCUCGGCGACGGCACUGUGCCUGCGGCUCAGACGAAGCCGGGGCUGAACCUGGCCUUUCUGCACCAGUUUUUAAGCCUGAUGAGCAUCAUGAUCCCGAGAUGGUCGAGCAAAGAGGCUGGCCUUCUCUUGAGUCAUGGCGUUUUCCUGAUGCUGAGAACAUAUCUUUCGCUCGUGGUUGCUAGACUCGAUGGUGAGAUCGUCAGAGAUCUAGUGGCUGGUCAAGGGAAGAAAUUCCUUUGGGGCCUGGCCAAGUGGUGUGGUCUCGGCGGUUUUGCGUCGUACACGAACGCGAUGAUCAAGUUCCUCGAGUCCAAGGUGUCCAUUGCCUUCCGGACCCGACUUACCCGAUAUAUCCACGAUCUAUACCUCAACGAUAGCUUGAACUACUACAAACUCUCCAACUUGGAUGGUGGUGUUGGCCAAGGAGCCGACCAAUUUAUCACGCAAGAUCUAACGCUAUUCUGUGCCGCGGCCGCGAAUCUGUACUCGUCGCUCGGCAAGCCAUUUGUUGACCUGAUGGUGUUCAACUACCAGCUCUUCCGUUCCUUAGGUCCGCUGGCCUUGACGGGUCUUCUGAGCAACUAUUUCUUAACAGCAAGCAUCCUGAGACGGCUGUCUCCACCUUUUGGCAAGCUCAAGGCUGUCGAGGGACGCAAAGAAGGCGACUUCAGGAGUCUGCAUGCGCGCCUGAUCGCCAACGCCGAGGAGAUUGCCUUCUACGGUGGAGCGGAUAUGGAGAAGCAGUUCCUGAACAGGGAAUUCAAGUCUUUGAAGAACUGGAUGGAGGGCAUUUACAUGCUGAAGAUCCGGUACAACAUGCUGGAGGAUUUCAUCCUCAAGUAUAGCUGGAGUGCGUACGGCUACUUGCUGUCGUCGCUGCCAACUUUCCUUCCCGCAUGGGGUGGUCUCGGCGGCGCAGCAGAGAUGGCCGAGACUGCUGCCAAGGGCAGCAGAGAGCGUGGCCGUAUGAAGGAGUUCAUUACUAACAAGCGUCUCAUGCUUUCGCUGGCCGACGCUGGCGGUAGGAUGAUGUAUUCCAUCAAGGACCUCUCAGAACUGGCUGGCUACACCAGCCGAGUUUAUACGCUGAUUUCGACACUCCACCGGGUACAUGCCAAUGCGUACUAUCUGCGUGGACAACCCAAUGAGUUGUACUCUCUGUCUGAUGUUCAGGGCACGAUUCAGAAGGGAUUUGACGGAGUUCGUCUGGAGGGCGUUCCCGUUGUGGCCCCAGCUCUGUGGCCAAAUGGUGGUGAGGAGUUGAUGGAGUCCCUUUCUAUGGUUGUUAGAAGAGGAGAGCAUCUUCUGAUCUCCGGUCCCAACGGCGUUGGCAAGACGGCUAUUGCUCGUAUUCUUGCUGGACUGUGGCCAGUCUACCGCGGGCUGGUCAGUCGGCCCAAGGACACCGGUCAGGACGGCAUCAUGUUCUUGCCUCAAAGGCCAUACCUCAGUAUCGGUACUCUGCGUGACCAGGUCAUCUACCCUGAUGGCCACCACGACAUGCGCGAGAAGAGGAAGUCCGAGGAUGACCUGAAACGCAUUCUGGAAGAAGCACGCCUCGGAUACCUCCCCGACCGUGAAGGCGGCUGGGACACCCGCAAGGAGUGGAAAGACGUUCUCAGUGGUGGUGAGAAGCAGAGAAUGGGUUUCGCCCGCAUGCUUUACCACGAGCCGCAAUACGCCAUUGUGGACGAGGGAACCAGCGCCGUGUCUCAGGACGUUGAGGGUCUGCUUUACGAAAUGUGCAAGGAGAAGGGCAUUACGCUCAUCACCGUCUCCACCCGUGCCUCCCUCAAGAAGUACCACACCUACAACCUCACCCUCGGUAUGGGCGAGCGUGGUGACGAGUGGGAGUUCGAGAGGAUCGGAACCGAACGCGAGAAGAUGCACGUCGAGAAGGAGUUGCAAGACCUUCGCGAGCGCCUCGAGCAGGUGGAGACGUGGAAGACUAGACGACAGGAAAUCGAGGAGGAGCUGUCUCGCGUGUGGGUCGCCGGCGGCGACACAUUAGAUCCCCCAUCGUACGCGGAGAGCGAAAGCGACAGUCUGAAGGGCAAGGGUAAGGAGGUAGCCCAGGAAGGGCAGGGCGAUGCUUAG
Molecule: messenger RNA, 2475 nt
Organism: Colletotrichum karsti
Lineage: Eukaryota; Fungi; Ascomycota; Sordariomycetes; Glomerellales; Glomerellaceae
Product: ABC transporter transmembrane region 2
Exons: 4
Coding region: 1-2475 (824 amino acids)
Biological process (GO): fatty acid beta-oxidation; long-chain fatty acid import into peroxisome; very long-chain fatty acid catabolic process
Cellular component (GO): peroxisomal membrane
Molecular function (GO): long-chain fatty acid transmembrane transporter activity; ATP hydrolysis activity; ABC-type transporter activity
Source: RefSeq, a predicted model, not a curated record